This is a messenger RNA of Eimeria tenella, 1458 nucleotides long. RefSeq lists its product as uncharacterized. Lineage: Eukaryota; Apicomplexa; Conoidasida; Eucoccidiorida; Eimeriidae. The transcript is spliced from 3 exons. Bases 1 to 1458 code for a protein of 485 amino acids. The record is from RefSeq and is a predicted model, not a curated record.
AUGGGGGAGUCAGAUGAGCCCCAGUACUACUAUGAUUCCGUAGCCCAGCAGUGGUGGGUGUAUAACACGGCACUUGGCCAAUGGGAGCUGUGCCCUGAGAGUGAACUGUGCCCUGAGAGUGAACACACAGAAGUAGCCCCAGCCGAGCCUGCAGCUGAGCAGGAGCAGCAGCUGCAAGACAUGCAGCAGCAUGAGCAAUAUCAGCCAGAUGCUGACAGCAUAGCAGCAGCUGUUGCUGGCAGCGCAGACGGUGAUGCCACUCCGGUCACGAGAGCACCAGAAGCAGCAGCAGAGGCAGCAGCAGCAGAAUCAUGUCAGCAGCCUUUGAGUUCCGAAUCUUCAGAUGUGGCUAUCUCAUCAUCUCCAGCAGCGGGCGCAGCGGGAGCAGCUGCGGCUUCUCCCGUAGAACCUUCUAAGCCGCGCCGUCGUGGAGUGAGUGUGGUGGCGUUCAAGAGCUCGGACUCCAGCAGCAGCAGCAGCAGCAGCAGCAGCCCCGCGUCUGGAGUUUCUCGCCAAGCGUCCGGCGCAGAGUCCGAAGGAGGCGUGGACGAAAUAGGCAACGCCUUGGACCGCCUAAUGACCACCAACUUCUCUCGGGGUCUCACCCGCAACUGGGGCUCGGGCUCGGACUCAGGCUCCUUUCCCUGGGCAGUGCGGGGGGCUGCAGCAGGAGGCAGCAGCGGCAGAGGCAGCGCAGCAGACUCCGGCAGCGAAAGCAGCCAAGACACCGACAGCCCCAGAGAGCCCACCCCCGAGCCCAUUGUCCGAAGGGUCACCCGCCGAAUGACCUUCAAAGAUAUGGGCGGCCUCGCCGGCUGCCUCCAGAAAGCAGUGCAGCUGCGCCAGGAGCUCAUAGACACAGAGAAAGGGGGGCAUGUGCCUGGUACAGAAGACUCGGAAACAAAAGAAGAGGCUUGGAAGAUCCGGGCCAGAACAGCAGCACAGACCGCAGGAACAGCAGCACGGGAGAGGGCAAGGAGUUUGUGGAAGGCUGCUGCUAAAGAACUAGCAGCUAGCCACCAGCAGCAGCAAAGGACACCCCACGCAGGCGCACAAAGAUUCGCAGAUAUUGUGACCCUUGUUGCAGCUGCGAGGGCCAAAGAUCGUGGUCUCGAAAAGAGCGGCAUCCUCCGUGCGUCAGCGGAAGCAGAUGCAGCAGCAGUUGCAGCAUCAAAAGCAGGAGCUCUUCACUUAUCUCCCAUGGGUGCUGCUUGGGACAGGAGGAAAACUGCAGACUUAACAGGGCGAAUCAGAUUUGCUGAUGUCACUCUUACUGACCCGACCAAUCAACACCAGGUGUCGGGCCUUCUGGGUGCUUCUGGGAGGAGAAACACGGUGGCAAUUCCGGGUGCUGCUGCUGCUGAUCGUGCUGCCGCGGAGGCCGCAGAGGCGGCCGCAGAGGAUGUCGCUACUGCAGCACAGCCACAAACACCAAUCCCACAGGGGAAUUCGGGAUAG